CUUUAGGGUGGUAACACAUAUAUAUAUAGUUUUUUCCACUCAUAUAUUCUUUAAUAUACAUUAUUGUUUUAUAUCUCAAUUAAGAAAGUAUCAAAGAAAAAAAAUGAUUUUGAAGAUUCAAGACGAGAAACAAAGUUCAGAUUCAGUAGAAUCAUCAAUAUCACUCGAAGACACUUCCUCAAGUGAUACUUAUUCUUUCAAUAAGGAAAAUGGCUUUCAUUCAGAACGACCUAAGAAGGAGAUAAAACACUAUAUAGGUGUUAGAGCAAGGCCAUGGGGAAAAUUUGCGGCUGAAAUUAGGGAUUCAACUCGGAAUGGAAUUAGGGUUUGGCUUGGAACAUUCAAUAGUGCUGAAGAAGCCGCGUUAGCUUAUGAUCAAGUUGCAUUUUUAAUGAGAGGUCCAACAACUUGUCUAAAUUUUCCAGUUGAAAGAGUUAGCAAGAUGUUGGAAGAAACAGAAAUUUGCAAUUUCUUCAAGAAUGGAUUGUCACCAGCAGCAGCCUUAAAAGAGAAACACAAAAGGAGAAGUAGUAGUAAUAUUUCAAGAAAAAAGAAACAAAAGGUAAAUCAUGAAGAAGAAAUUAACAAUAACAAUAAUAAUAAUAAUAAUAAUGUUGAUAAUAAUAAUAAUAAUAAUAAUAAUAAUAAUAAUAAUAAUAAUAAUGUUUUUACAUUUGAAGAUUUGGGAAGUGAACUAUUGGAUGAACUCUUGUCUGAGUAUUCUAAUUCAAAUUAGAAUACUCAAUUUCCAUAUCUAGUUAAAUUUGUCCAUUUAGUUUUUUCAAUGUUAUAUUCCUUCUUGUUCAUUUUAAUUUUUUUCAAUUUAGUGUAUAUGUUU
Molecule: messenger RNA, 838 nt
Organism: Solanum lycopersicum (tomato)
Lineage: Eukaryota; Viridiplantae; Streptophyta; Magnoliopsida; Solanales; Solanaceae
Product: ethylene-response factor C3-like
Biological process (GO): ethylene-activated signaling pathway; regulation of DNA-templated transcription
Molecular function (GO): DNA-binding transcription factor activity; DNA binding
Source: RefSeq, a predicted model, not a curated record